CCCGCAUUGUUUCCACACGCAUAGGAGGAACAGUCGCACGCACCCACCACCAGCCAGCCGCCACCACAUCGUCUCCCUCGAUCUCCAUCGUGUCCGAGCCAAGCCGGUCUCGUCUCUCUCGUCCUCCUCCUCCUCUCCUCCUGCGCGAGAGGUAGAAAUAGGAAUAGCGCGUGCCACCUCCUCCGCCUAAUCCCCCCCUCCCUCUCCCGCUCCCCUACCCAACCGCCGAACCCUUCACAUUAUCGGUGCGGGCGCGCGCGCGAGUGAGCGGGAGAAGGGGAGCCCUGCGGUGCAAGGAGUCGGCGUUGCGGUGGUGGUGGUGCGGGCGGGCGGCGAGGGGCUCUGCUGGGUUGUCGGCGAUGGCGAUCCGAGGCCCGGAGGCGUCGUCCUUCUUCCCCCUCACGCUCGUCUUCUCCGUCGCCUUCUUCUGCGCCCGCUUCUUCCUCGACCGCUUCGUCUACAAGCCACUAGCAGCUUACUGUUUCAAUAACAAGGCUUCUAAACUGAUGAAUGAUGAGGCCAGGCAAGCAAAGAUUGUCAAGUUCUCAGAGUCCAUUUGGAAGCUGACAUACUAUGGUUCUGUUCAAGCAUGGGUUCUCUUGAUAAUAAAGCAGGAACCUUGGUCGUUAGAUACAAUGCAGUACUUCGAUGGCUGGCCAAAUCAACACAUGACGUCCUCAUUGAUGCUUUUCUACAUGUGCCAGUGUGGAUUUUAUAUCUAUAGCAUUUUUGCUCUUAUUGCUUGGGAAACCCGCAGAAAAGAUUUUGCUGUAAUGAUGUCUCACCAUGUAGUAACAUCUGUUCUGAUCGGUUACGCAUAUUUGACUGGAUUUUUUCGAAUUGGGACAGUUAUUCUGGCUUUGCAUGAUGCAAGUGAUGUGUUUCUUGAGACUGCCAAACUGUGCAAAUACACAGAAAAGGAGCUAGGGGCUAGCUUGUUUUUUGGCCUUUUUGCUCUCUCCUGGCUUCUGCUGCGACUGAUUUACUUCCCAUUUUGGAUAAUCAAAACGUCAAGCUAUCAGUCCAUAAUAUCUUUGAGGAAGCUGGAGAGAUUCCCAACAACUUUGUAUUACAUUUUCAACACAAUGCUCCUCACAUUACUUGUGUUCCAUAUGUACUGGUGGAAACUCAUAUGUUUAAUGAUAAUGAAACAAUUGAACAACAAAGGGCAAGUUGGUGAGGACGUUCGAUCAGAUUCCGAGGAUGAAGAGUGACGGGCGAUUCUUUGACAACUGUGGUGUGUGCCAUUUCAUUGCUGAUACUUUUCUGUGCCUGCUUUCGGUACUAAAUUGUUUUGGUCUUGGCAAGCUUGGAGCAUAGAUAAGAAAGAUUUGCCUUUGUAUAUUGCCUUGUGGUAUCAGAAAUGGCUAGACCAAGAACGAAGCAGGUUCUAUACAUAACGGGUAUAGCUAGCAACUUACUUGAAGGUCCCUUCAUAAUUUUUGUCCGUCUUUCUUUGUUAUUAGAAAAAGGCAUGAGAGGUCGUUUUCUGUAGCUUCUCCCAAUACUUACAGGCCCCUCUGUACAAUGUUUUGUAUACUUCGACUGUGAGUAGGUUUAGUUCUAAUUCAUGGGAAUAAAUUGAUUUUUUUUACCUGGAGCAAUUCUGGCUUGCAUCUCAAUGAUGUCAUUUGUUGUAUGAAGAGUUUCAUGCAGCUGGAAACUUUUUUUUUCUGCCAUUAUUGGU
Molecule: messenger RNA, 1687 nt
Organism: Oryza brachyantha (malo sina)
Lineage: Eukaryota; Viridiplantae; Streptophyta; Magnoliopsida; Poales; Poaceae
Product: ASC1-like protein 3
Exons: 6
Coding region: 360-1214 (284 amino acids)
Biological process (GO): ceramide biosynthetic process
Cellular component (GO): membrane; endoplasmic reticulum
Molecular function (GO): sphingosine N-acyltransferase activity
Source: RefSeq, a predicted model, not a curated record